AUGAUGGCCGAGAGCCGUCCUGUUGCGCUUAAAACUAACUCCUCGUUUAGUGCUGCUUUGCGGCGUGGGGAACCUAUUGAAACCCAUAAACGAUGGUCUGCUGGGCAAAAUAAGCAGCGACCAAUUGUUAAAAAUGUGGCUAAACUAGAUGAGGAAACUGAAACGCAUCAGGCUGAUCUGGUCGACCUGGAAGUUGCAAGGCUUAUAAUGAAAGCGCGCAAUGAAAAGGGUCUGAGCCAGAAGGACUUGGCGGCGAGGAUCAACGAGAAAGUCCAGGUCGUAGCCGAAUACGAAAAAGGUGAAGGCUUGAAAAACCAACUCGUCCUUUCAAAGCUUGAGCGAGCGUUAGGAGUUAAAUUAAGGGGCAAGGACAAAGGACAGCCUCUUACAUUUCAGAAGAAAAAGUGA
Messenger RNA from Dicrocoelium dendriticum, 408 nucleotides. NCBI's taxonomy places the organism in Eukaryota, Metazoa, Platyhelminthes, Trematoda, Plagiorchiida, Dicrocoeliidae. The record is from the annotation of a GenBank genome assembly.